Messenger RNA from Panicum hallii, 701 nucleotides. RefSeq lists its product as uncharacterized. The record is from RefSeq and is a predicted model, not a curated record. Bases 38 to 493 code for a protein of 151 amino acids. The transcript has a single exon. NCBI's taxonomy places the organism in Eukaryota, Viridiplantae, Streptophyta, Magnoliopsida, Poales, Poaceae.
CACUCCAUUGCGCUGCGCUUGCAAUCUUGCUGUUGCCAUGUUCAGCGGCAUGUCCGCCCUCCUCUCCUCCCUCGCCCGGCGGCUGGUGCCGCUCCGGCGGCGGAAGAGCAUCACGCCCUCCGGUUUCCCCGCCAGGCGCCCCUUCUUCCCGUGCGGAGCGGGCCACCGCGACGUCAGCGACGACAGCCCCUUCGUCGUCAAGCGCGGCAGGACGCUGAGGAAGGUGGUGAAGCCCAGAAGGGUCGGGGAGCGGAAGCGCGGGCGAGGCGGCGAGCACCUCCUGGACGACGGCGAUGGCGACGAGCCGUGCGUAUGGCGGCGGACGAUACUGCUGGGGCGGAGGUGCCAGCCUCUGGAGUUCACGGGGGCCAUACACUACGACGGCGAGGGGCAGCGGCUGCGGCAGCCCCGCACGCCGCCGCAGUCCUCGCCGCUGCUGAUGAGCCCCGUCCGUCUCCACCCUUCCGAGCUCGGCUACAUGGAUCGCGCGUAGGACGAUCGUCGGCACGUUGGCACACGUCGUACAUGUGUAUGAAUACGGAUGGUGAUGGAUGACAGAGUAGUUUGUGUUUCUCUUUGGUGACUUCAUUUUUCUUUCGUCCUGUAUGUACUGUACUCAUGUGUGAUCGGAUCCACCAUGUUCGAUUUCGAUUUGUUCUCCUGUGGAACAGAGAAAUGGGCAUGACUAGCUAUCAGUGAAA